AUGGAGGACGACCCGCUGUACAAGCUCGAGUUCCUGUCGCUGGUCUCCAAGAUCUCGACAGAAAUUGAGAACCACUUGGGGAUCAACGACCGUGUCCUCGCUGAAUUUGUCAUCUCGCUACAUGACCAGGCAGGCGGCUCGCUCCCUGCGUUCCAGGCGAAGCUCGACGAGAUCGGCGCCGACUUCGCGGCCGAGUUCGUCGAAAAUCUGGAUCGACUCAUUACGACGCUGCAUCCAAAGCACAAGAAGGCGAAGCAGGAAAAGGAGGCGCGCGCUCGCGCGCUCAAGGCUGGCGAUGCGCGGGAGCGCCAGGCCGUCAUGCUCCCUGGACUAGCGAUCCAAGAUCAAGCGUGGGCUCCUCCUGAUUAUUACGAUGAGGCCGCGCCGCGCAAGCGGACGACGGCUUUGGCCGCCGCCGGCGCGGCGCCUGAGCGCCCGCGCGCGCCCGAGCCGGAGCGUGGCCGAUCGCGGGCGCCCGUGGCGCCACCGGACGAGACGCCUGUUCUGAACAAGAUCUACGAUGGCAUCGUAUCGGGGGUAAAGGACUUUGGUGCAUUUGUCACUUUGGACGGCGUUGUUGGGCGCCAGGAUGGCCUCGUUCACAUCAGCGCCCUGACGCAAGGGCGUGUAGGUCACCCUUCGGAUGUGGUGGCGCGUGGCCAGCCGGUGAAGGUGAAGGUUGUCUCGAUCCAGGGGCAGCGCAUUGGACUCUCGAUGCGCGACGUCGACCAACAGACUGGGCGUGACCUCGGUGCUCUGCAGCAGGCGCGCGCGGACGCAGAGCGCUCACGCGCCAUGACGGGAGCCAACGCGGCUCCUUUGGGUCGCUCUGCCGCUGGGGCGCCACCCGCGCCCCCACUGCCGGACGAUCGGCGCGGGCGCGGUAUCAAGCGGCUUACGAGCCCUGAACGAUGGGAGAUCAAACAGCUGAUUGCUAGUGGUGUGGCCAAGGCCUCCGACUACCCUGAGCUCAUGGAGGAAGAGUUUUCCACGCCUGCCUCGCGUCUCGCUGGCGACGACGCCGAUGAAGAGGUGGAAAUCGAAGUGAACGAAAAAGAGGCGCCGUUCCUGGCGGGCCAGACGGCCGCGUCACUGGAGCUGUCGCCCGUGAAGAUUGUCAAGGCGCCGGACGGCUCGCUCAAUCGUGCGGCACAGGCCGGCACGGCACUCGCGAAGGAGCGGCGUGAACUGAAGCAGCAGGAAAUGAACGAGGCGGCCGAGCGCCAGUCGCGCGAUACCUCCACGGGGUGGCUUGAUCCCAUGGCGCAGGCGAGCGAUAAGAAGUUUGCGCAGGACCUCAAGGGCCAAGCGCGGGGCCAACAUGCGCAGCAGCAGCCUGCGUGGAAGAAGCACGCCUUCAACAAGACGACCACAUUCGGCAAGAUCACCACACUGAGCAUGCAGGAGCAGCGGGAGAGCUUGCCCAUCUUCAAGCUGCGCGAGCAGCUAGUCCAGGCGGUGCGCGACAACCAGGUCUUGGUCGUCGUCGGUGAUACGGGCUCCGGCAAAACGACGCAGCUGACCCAGUACCUGGCUGAGGAAGGCUUUGCGGACCACGGCAAGAUUGGGUGCACACAGCCGCGCCGUGUGGCCGCUGUGAGUGUGGCCAAGCGUGUGGCCGAGGAGGUUGGCUGCCGUGUGGGCCAAGAGGUCGGGUACACGAUCCGCUUCGAGGACUGCACUGGCCCCGAGACACGCAUCAAGUACAUGACUGACGGUAUGCUCCAGCGCGAGUGCCUGGUCGACCCGGACGUGCGUGCCUACUCGGUUCUUAUGCUGGACGAGGCGCACGAGCGCACUAUUGCCACAGAUGUGCUGUUUGGCCUGCUGAAAAAAGCCCUCAAGAAGCGGCCGGACCUGAAGCUUAUUGUGACGUCGGCCACUCUCGACGCCGAGAAGUUCAGCACAUACUUUUUUGGGUGCCCCAUAUUCACGAUUCCGGGUCGGACGUACCCCGUCGAAAUUUUGUAUACCAAGGAGCCGGAGCCCGACUAUCUCGAUGCCAGUCUUAUAACGGUGAUGCAGAUUCACCUCUCUGAGCCACCCGGCGACAUCCUGGUCUUCCUCACGGGCCAGGAAGAAAUUGAUACCAGCUGUGAGAUUUUGUACGAGCGCAUGCGUGCGCUGGGCCCCAGCGUGCCUGAGCUCAUUAUUUUGCCGGUGUACUCGGCACUGCCGAGCGAGAUGCAGUCGCGCAUCUUUGAGCCGGCGCCGCCAGGCGCCCGCAAAGUCGUGCUGGCCACGAACAUUGCCGAGACGAGUAUUACAAUCGACGGCAUUUACUAUGUGGUCGACCCCGGCUUUGUCAAGCAGAACGCAUACGACCCGCGCCUCGGUAUGGACUCGCUGGUCGUCACGCCUAUCUCUCAGGCCCAGGCGCGGCAGCGAUGUGGCCGCGCAGGGCGUACAGGUCCCGGCAAGUGCUAUCGGCUGUACACGGAGGCUGCGUUCCGCAAUGAGAUGCUGCCGAAUCCCAUCCCUGAUAUUCAGCGACAAAACCUGUCGUCGACGAUCCUGUCGCUCAAAGCCAUGGGCAUCAAUGACCUGCUGCACUUUGACUUCAUGGAUCCGCCGCCGGCGCAGACGAUGCUCACGGCGCUCGAAUCGCUGUACGCGCUCUCCGCCCUGGACGACGAGGGCCUGCUUACCCGCCUGGGGCGCAAGAUGGCCGAUUUCCCGAUGGAUCCGCCGAUGGCCAAGAUGCUUAUUGCGAGUGUGGACCUCGGGUGCAGCGAGGAGCUGCUGAGCAUUGUGGCGAUGCUCAGCAUCCCCAAUGUGUUCUACCGCCCCAAAGACAAGCAGGCGCAGGCCGAUGCCAAACGCGCCAAGUUCUUCCAGCCGGAGGGCGAUCACCUGACGCUGCUGACCGUGUACAAUUCGUGGGUCGCGAGCCGCUGCUCGAUGCCGUGGUGCGUCGACAACUUUAUCCAGGGCCGGGCCCUGCGGCGCGCGCAGGACGUGCGCAAGCAGCUCGUGGGUAUCAUGGACCGCUAUCACCACGAUAUCCUAUCGUGCGGCAGCAACUACAACCGCGUCCGCCGCGCUAUCUGCUCCGGUUACUUCCGCAAUGCGGCCAAGCGCGAUCCGCAGGAAGGCUACCGCACGCUGGCUGAGGGCGGCGGUAACGUCCUCUUCCACCGUCCACCCGAGUAUGUUGUGUACCAUGAGGUCGUGAUGACGUCCAAGGAGUACAUGCGUGAGGUGACAGCGAUCGAGCCCAAGUGGCUCGUCGAGGUUGCGCCGCGCUUCUUCCGCACGGCAGACCCUGCGAACAUCUCCAAGCGCAAGCGCCAGGAAAAGGUGCAGCCCCUGUUCAACCGGUACGCGAAGGACCAGGACGAGUGGCGUCUGUCCAAGCAGCAGCGCCUCGCACGUGUCGUGCAGUCGCAGACCUUCUAA
This is a messenger RNA of Malassezia sympodialis ATCC 42132, 3399 nucleotides long. RefSeq lists its product as uncharacterized. The record is from RefSeq and is a predicted model, not a curated record. The transcript is spliced from 2 exons. Gene Ontology annotation, molecular function: ATP binding; RNA binding; RNA helicase activity. Gene Ontology annotation, biological process: mRNA splicing, via spliceosome; spliceosomal complex disassembly. Bases 1 to 3399 code for a protein of 1132 amino acids. Lineage: Eukaryota; Fungi; Basidiomycota; Malasseziomycetes; Malasseziales; Malasseziaceae. Gene Ontology annotation, cellular component: catalytic step 2 spliceosome; intracellular anatomical structure.